AUGCACAGUUCCUCUCCAACUCAUGCAUAUCAGCAACAGCAGCAGAAGGACACCAUUCUGGUUCACCCAUCUUAUGCCCCAUACAUAGUGACUGCCAUAGAUUACAGGCGUGGUACCCUGACGCUUCUCAUGUCAGCAGCCCUACCUCAUAGCACUGUCGACUAUGAGGACCCCUUCCCACUAUUAUGCAAUCUUGGCUAUGCGGUGAUAGUAAGCUGCUUAACAGAGAUCACACCAAGUAAUCGUGCUUCCAAUUAUAUCUUCGGCCCAAUCUCGUGCCUUAGCAACACAUCCUACUUCUCCUAUUUGGUAGAUGGUUCUGCACACCUGUAUGUGCUUCCAUUAGAUUGCAAGGUCGUGCCUGAUAGCUUCUUCCCGAUGCUCAAUUUCUCUGAGGCAACUUUCACGUAUUGUUCUUAUGAUAUUAGUGGAUUUAAGAUUUUUCAUGACUGCACACAGUGUGAAAUUGGUGGGCAAUACUGUGGAUUCAACCCACAGAGGAAUCAAACUUUCUGCAUGAAUCACGGCUCACACCUCAAAGUUCUUGCAGCUACAUCGUCGGUAGACGCACUAGUUGUUCUUUUGUUGAUGGUGGCUACGGCACUCUACUUUUCACUCAACACAAGAUAUAACGAGGAGAUACACUUGAAAGUCGAAAUGUUUCUAAGGACACAUGGCACCUCAAAACCCACAAGGUACACUUUCUCAGAAGUUAAGAAGAUAGCAAGGCGAUUUAAGGAAAAAGUGGGCCAGGGUGGAUUUGGAUCUGUAUACAAAGGCGAGCUACCAAAUGGAGUUCCUGUGGCUAUCAAAAUGUUAGAGAACUCUACAGGAGAGGGAGAAGAAUUCAUCAAUGAAGUUGCAACUAUAGGACUAAUUCAUCAUGCAAAUAUUGCAUUGCACGAGGAAUGGAAUACCUACAUCAAGGAUGCAACAAACGCAUCCUCCACUUUGACAUCAAGUCUCACAAUAUCUUGCUUGACUACAACUUCAAUCCAAAGAUCUGACUUUGGCCUUGCAAAAUUGUGUGCAAGGGAUCAAAGCAUAAUUACCUUGACGGCAGCAAGAGGCACUAUGGGGUAUAUUGCACCCGAGUUCUAUUCUCGCAGUUUUGGGGGCAUAUCCCACAAGUCAGAUGUUUACAGUUUUGGCAUGUUGGUGUUAGAAAUGGUAAGCGGAAGGAGGAACUCGGACCCAAGUGUUGACAGCCAAAAUGAGGUUUACCUCCCAGAGUGGAUAUUUGAGAAAGUAAUCACUGGACAGGACGUGGUACCAAAGGAAAUGACAGGAGAAGAGAGAGAAAAGGUGAGACAGCUGACCAUCGUGGGACUAUGGUGCAUUCAAUGGAACCCAAGAAACCGACCCUCAAUGACAAAGGUGGUAAACAUGUUAACAGGGAGGUUGGAGAAUCUUCAGAUGCCCCCAAAGCCAUUCGGGGAUGCCAUAAAACAUGAAGCUACUAUGCUAUCACCAUUUAAUGAAUAA
Messenger RNA from Miscanthus lutarioriparius, 1485 nucleotides. Lineage: Eukaryota; Viridiplantae; Streptophyta; Magnoliopsida; Poales; Poaceae. The record is from the annotation of a GenBank genome assembly.